CUUCCCCUCAGUGUCUAGAACGCAAUGUGUAGUUCCGCCCUGAGAGUGACAUCGAAAUACUCGUUGGAAUAGGAACGCAACCAGGCAAAGAACAAGAACGUGCAGUUUAUAACACCGGUAUUUCACCAAAAGUCCAGAGGAUUUGACGCAUAUCGAACGGAUACGUAAUUCAACCCAAGCGUGACAAGACAGAAGGAUGGAUGAGCUACAGGACGUGCAGUUGACUGAGAUCAAGCCCCUGCUGACCAAUAAGAAUUCCCGUAACUUCCAGGACUUUGACUGCCAGGAGCAUGAUAUUGAGACUCAGCAUGGCGUGCUCCAUGUGACCAUGAGGGGCGUUCCCAAGGGCAACCGGCCAGUAAUCCUCACCUACCAUGACAUCGGCCUCAAUCGUGAGUGUGCAGAUUAACCGUAAUACUUUUAUCUAAGACAAUGUGUUUAUAAACAUGUAACAUAUCUUAUAUAAGUAUUUCUUGUAAGUUUAUGCCAUGGAUUUGUGUUUCAUGUAUGAUAGGUUUGUGCCAUUCUUGUGUAUCUUAUUUCUAGGUUUACUUAAGCAAUAAGGCACGUGGGGCUGUGGUAUAUGGCCCAUAUAUAAGAGCUGUUAUAAGAGCUAUAUAAGAGCUAUAAGAGCUAUAAGAGCUGUUCUUAGGCAUGACGCAUCAGGGAAUGCCUGAACACAGCCCUUAGCCGUGGUAUAUUGGCAAAUAUCACAAACCCCAGAGGUGCCUUAUUGCUAUUAUAAACUGGUUACCAACGUAAUUAAAGAUGUCAAUGUUUUGUCGUACCCAUGGUAUAUGGUCUGAUGUACCACGGCUAUCAGCCAAUCAGCAUUCAGGGCUCGAACCACCCAGUUUCUAAUUCUUCAUAUCUAAUGAAUGGGUUUGCAUUACUAUCCUUUUGGUCCCCUCUCUGUGCAGAUAAGUCAUGCUUCAACACGCUGUUUAACUUUGAGGACAUGCAAGAGAUCACGCAGCACUUUGCUGUGGUUCACGUGGACGCCCCCGGACAGCAGGAGGCGGCAGCACCCUUCCCCACCGGGUACCAGUACCCGACCAUGGACGAACUGUCUGAGAUGCUGCCCUCGGUUAUGACUCAGCUCAAGGUGAACAGUGUGAUUGGGAUUGGCGUGGGAGCAGGAGCCUACAUCCUAUCCCGGUUUGCUCUGAACAACCCUACUCUGGUAGAGGGCCUGGUUCUGAUCAACGUGGAUCCGUGUGCCGAGGGAUGGAUCGACUGGGCUGCCUCCAAGCUCUCUGGAUGGACUAGUAACAUCGUGGACACAGUGAUGGCUCACCACUUCAGCACUGAUGAGCUAACAGACAACCAAGAGCUGAUCCAGACCUACCGCCUUCACAUCGCCCAGGACAUCAAUCAGGACAACCUGGCCCUCUUCUGUGCCUCCUACAACGGGUACGCUAGGCAGGAGUGGAGAUGGGGCAGGGAUCCACUCCUGCCCAAGGUACUCGCUGACUUUACUACUGACUUACUAAGCGUGGCUUUAACCUUUUUUUCUCUUUUUUUCAAUGACAGUCGUCGGGAUCUGGAAAUCGAGAGGCCAGUCAUUGGUCUGAAUGAGGAGACAGUGAACACACUGACGUGCCCUUCUCUGUUGGUGGUUGGAGACACAUCUCCUGCAGUGGAGGCAGUGGUGGAGUGCAAUUCCAGGUUAAAUCCAACGAAGACUACACUGUUUAAGAUGGCUGAUUGUGGAGGCUUGCCUCAGGUUGUGCAGCCUGGGAAACUGGCAGAGGCCUUCAAGUACUUUGUUCAGGGUAUGGGUUAUAUGCCCACGGCUGGAAUGAGUCGUCUGGUCCGAUCCCGCACCACCUCCUCCUCCAGCAUCACCUCCAUGGACAGCAUCCGCAGCCGCAACCUCAACAGCCUGCUGGAGAGAGCCAACACCACUGGGGGCCUGGACAACCAGCCUGGGCCCCAGACCAUGGAGGUCUCCUGCUAAAUCGUCCCAUCUCUCCCUCACUCCACAUAGGGUAGCCGCCCUCACCGGUGGCCCUCUCUUCCUCCAGUAACUUAUGUCUCCCAGUCUCUCCUACCCUGCUCCGAAGCUACUCAAUGCCAGGGUGUUCAGUGAUGAAUUGUGUGAUAAAUAUGAGAAUAUAUACAAAUGAAGAUUAAAUAUAAUACUGUAUACAUGUCAAACUUCGAGCCACAAGCUGAGGGGACAAAAUAAAGGAUGAAUCAGAUAUACUGUAUACUCCAAGGGUCUAGAUGGUACGAUCCCCCACCCAACUGUUUCUCAUCAUUUCAUAUGUAUGCAUGUGUCUUGUGCAAGUGAAUCUGGAGACUUGUUCUCCCGGUUUCAAUUAUUGUAUGUCCCUCCUUUGUUCCGAUUGUUGCCUUUCACAUCUGUUAUUUAUUCCCCAUGUGUCUGUGUGUAUCGGAUCAGUUCCUCAGCACAGGAGGGGUUGAAGAGUCCCAUCUCUCACACCCGCUGUAGUCCAAACACACAUUCCUCUUCCUUCUCUUAUACUAUGAUCUAGAACACAUUUACACUUAACCUUCAUUCAUUGCACAUAUUUAGACACAUAUUUUUUAAUGUUGUGAACUGUGAACACACGCCUCCUUUGAUUGUGUGGCAUAGUGUAGAUGUGUGUUUUCCUGUACUGUACCUUGCUGCACUGCUCUGCUCUGCCGAGUCACUCCAUUCACACUGUAGAAUGAUCACUCAUGCUGGGUGCAAACACAAGAUUCAUGACUUCCUGUACAUUUCUCUGCAUUGUGUUGUUUUCCAUAUGGCAGGUUAUACUGGUCCAAAUGACAGAAUGAAUGCACUGUGUUUUGGUUGUUCUAGAACAUUAUACUUGCUUUUUAGGAAUAUGCAAAAAUGUAAAGAAAUUCAAUGGGAAAGAACCGUGGGCCAAUGUGAUUGUCUAGAUUCAAUCACUUCUCCUUUCAUCUGUGUGUUAAAAAUGUUUAUUUUGUAAUUGAUGUCGUCUUUUUAUGUUUUACAUUUUUGUUUUUAUAGUCUGUUCACUCAUCGCUUGAGUAGACAUACACAAUGAAUAACAACUUAACAAGCCUGUUAUAAUGUGGAAAUAUGUUCAGUCUUCACUGCAGGGCCCAGUGGUGCUUAUCACGGUCUGCCAAUACAACUCAUUUAUACUACUAAACUACUAAAUAAAGCUAGAAGAUGUAAAAUGG
Messenger RNA from Oncorhynchus kisutch (coho salmon), 3162 nucleotides. Its product is annotated as protein NDRG3-like. The transcript has 13 exons. The record is from RefSeq and is a predicted model, not a curated record. Lineage: Eukaryota; Metazoa; Chordata; Actinopteri; Salmoniformes; Salmonidae. Bases 791 to 1960 code for a protein of 389 amino acids.